This is a messenger RNA of Lactuca virosa, 974 nucleotides long. Lineage: Eukaryota; Viridiplantae; Streptophyta; Magnoliopsida; Asterales; Asteraceae. The record is from the annotation of a GenBank genome assembly.
AAUUUUUAACACUCACCAACUCUUUCUUGUCUUUGAAGGGUUGCACCAAAAAAUCAGAAUAAACCAAUUGUUUCUUUGUUCUUGUUCUUGUUCUCUUGUUAAUAGUAUCUAAGUAGCAAAGAGACAAGUGAUUAAUCUGCAUAACAGAUAACACAUUUGAGGUCAUGUUAGCACAGGAUACAACCAAACACAGAUAUUGUUUCUUAAAUACCAAUGCAAACAUGUCUUCUUCUUCCUCUUCUUCUUCUUCUUCUUAUUCUAAAUCUCCAAUCAUUUUCUCGUUUGUUUGUAUUCUAAUCUUGUUUGUCGCUGUUGCUGAAUCCGUACCAAUAAACGAAACAAGCUUUAGACCAAUGGAAACAUUGAAGAAACUUAAGAAAGUCAGAGCUCAUUUAAAGAAGAUUAAUAAACCUGCGCUUAAGACCAUUAAGAGUCCUGAUGGAGAUUUGAUCGACUGUGUUCCUUCUCAUCUUCAACCUGCAUUUGAUCAUCCGAAACUCAGAGGACAAAGGCCAUUGGAACCACCAUCUGAGAGGCCGAAGGGGAAUGACACCAUUGAUGAACACUUGGAGACAAUUCAACUAUGGGCAGAAUCUACCGAAUUCUGUCCAAAAGGCACUAUUCCGAUCAGAAGAACCACCGAAAAAGAUGUUCUUCGAGCAAGUUCAAUAAAAAGAUUUGGAAGAAAGAUCAAAGGAGGUGUGAGGCACGACACCAUGAGCGGUGGCCAUGAGCAUGCAGUCGCUUUCGUUAAUGGAGAUCAGUACUACGGAGCAAAAGCCAGUAUGAAUGUAUGGACACCUGCUGUUACAGAUCCAUAUGAAUUUAGCCUGUCACAAUUAUGGGUUAUAUCCGGUUCAUUUGGCAAUGAUCUCAACACCAUUGAAGCCGGUUGGCAGGUUAGCCCAGAGUUGUAUGGAGAUGGUUAUCCAAGAUUUUUUACUUACUGGACGGUGAGCAAUAUCUCAACUGUU